GGACCGGAGGUGAAGAUCUACACUCAGAAAGGAUUGCUCUUUUUAAACACCAAAGAAAUUGAAAUCUACUUGACUGGCCCAUGGCUGACUCGUUUUGUUCCUUCAGUCCACAUUGUUGUGUUUAUAUUGGGUUUUCCAUUAAACAUUAUGGCCAUUUUAAUGUUUCUAUUCAAAACAAAACUGAAGAAGCCAGCUUUCAUAUUCAUGUUCAACCUUGCUUCUGCAGAUUUACUUCUUGUGACAGUGCUGCCUCUUAAAAUUUCCUAUCAUUUGUUGGGACACAACUGGGCAUUUGGGCCUGACAUGUGUUCUUUCGCCACUUCCACCUUCUUCUGCAACAUCUUCUGCUCUGUAUUGCUAAUGACAGCAAUAAGCAUUGACCGUUUCUUGGCAGUGCUGUACCCGAUGUGGUCUCUGUCAUGGCGAACACCAAAGCGAGCCUCUUUGACAUGUGGUGCAAUCUGGGUUGUAGCUAUCUCUGGGGUGAUACCUCUCCUUAUGAUCCCUCAAACACAGAAAAUAGCCCCAUUAAACAUAACAACCUGUCUUGAUGUGCUAGAUGUUUCUGUGGUUACACAGUUUCGUUUUUAUGCUUUUUCAUUAUCUGUCUUGUUCUUUUUUAUACCAUUGUUCAUAUCUACUGCCUGCUAUGUGUGUAUUAUAAGAAAACUGUGUUCUCCAGACAUUUCCACAAGACCAAGUAAGAAGAGACGCACUGUCCUCUUGUGUGCAGCUGUUUUGUGUUCUUUUCUUCUUUGUUUUGGUCCAAUGAAUAUUCUGUUGUUGAUCUCAGCCAUUUUUCCAUAUUCAAAUAAUGGGAGGAUCUUUUUGGCUUACAUGCUAUCUCUCUGUAUUGGUAACAUAAACUGUUGCAUUGACCCUUUGAUCUAUUAUUAUGCUUCCUCAGAAUGUCAAAAACAAGUCUGGAGGUUCCUGCGUCUUAGGAAGCAUUCCAGUUCUGAAAAAGACAUUCAGAGAACAAGCAGUAAUAUGACCACAUCUUCCAGUGGUUUGAAUCACUUGUCUCAAACAUAG
This is a messenger RNA of Sceloporus undulatus (fence lizard), 1035 nucleotides long. Its product is annotated as proteinase-activated receptor 1-like. The record is from RefSeq and is a predicted model, not a curated record. Gene Ontology annotation, cellular component: membrane. The transcript has a single exon. The coding region runs from base 148 to 1035 and encodes 295 amino acids. Lineage: Eukaryota; Metazoa; Chordata; Lepidosauria; Squamata; Phrynosomatidae. Gene Ontology annotation, biological process: positive regulation of Rho protein signal transduction; thrombin-activated receptor signaling pathway; phospholipase C-activating G protein-coupled receptor signaling pathway. Gene Ontology annotation, molecular function: thrombin-activated receptor activity.